Nothobranchius furzeri (turquoise killifish) is the source of this 2933-nucleotide messenger RNA. RefSeq names its product colony stimulating factor 3 receptor (gene csf3r). NCBI's taxonomy places the organism in Eukaryota, Metazoa, Chordata, Actinopteri, Cyprinodontiformes, Nothobranchiidae. Gene Ontology annotation, molecular function: cytokine binding; cytokine receptor activity. Gene Ontology annotation, biological process: cytokine-mediated signaling pathway. The record is from RefSeq and is a predicted model, not a curated record. Gene Ontology annotation, cellular component: external side of plasma membrane; signaling receptor complex.
CAAGGAUGUUGGUGGUGCCACUGCUUGGCUAACACACUCACACACACGCACGCACGCGUUUAUGUCCUCCAAUUUGAGCUGCUUUGAGCCCCACCGUUUCAUCUGGUGCUAUCAGGGCAGAUGAGAGCCUCUUGUCUUCCUCGGUCGGCUGCAGCUGUGGGGUGACACACAGUUGGGCUGUGAAGGAUGUCCAAGCCUGGCUGCCUGAAAUGACAGUUUUGUGAAAAUCAAGCAUCCAAGCUUGUGUAAUGGUUUUGUCAUGAUGUUGUCUUCAUGGAUGUUGGUGACGGCCGUCCUGGUCACAUCUGCCGGUGGGGCGAGCGACGAGGACGACACCCAGCCAUGUGCGAAGGUCCACACCUCGAGCUCGGCUGUGCCUCUGGGGUCACCUGUCACCGCCACCUGCGUCAUCAGAAAGGACUGCCUUCUGGUCACCGCACAAGCUGCUCCGAUUGAGUGGCGUCUUGGCUCUGACUUUAUUCCCAGCAGCCCCGUGGCCAAUGAGAGGUUCAGGGUUUCUAAGGUUGUGGUAUCUAGCUUCAAUCACACCAGGGCAGUCCUCACCUGCGGCGUUUGUUUACCCGACAACGAGUCUUCAUUUCAAAUCUAUGCAGGAGUUGAGAUCCGAGCUGGAUAUCCACCACAAAUCCCCCAGAACCUGAACUGUCAGGCAAACUUCACCUAUCGCCCCACCCUCACCUGUAGAUGGGACCCAGGACUGCAGGAGACACACCUCCCGACAAAAUACACCCUCUACACUCAGAUAUGGGACUUAGACAAGAAUUAUACCUAUGAGCUACCUUCAGGAGUCCACCACUACACCAUCCCUCGCUCUAACUUUGUUCUGUUCUCUGAAAUGAAAAUCUACGUGAAGGCGGAGAAUAACCUUGGAGAGGCAGCAUCAGUGCCCAUCAUCCUGGAGCCAGUUGGUGCAGCAAAGUUUGACCCACCAAAGAUUCGAGCCAUCACAGCAGACCCCAAAAGGUUGGGCUGCCUGAAGCUGGUGUGGCGCUUGUCCCAAAAUCAGGAAUGGAUGUACUUUAACUGUUUAAACCUACAAGUGCAGUUUAAAGCUGCUGGCAGCGGCCAAUGGUCCGACCCACUGACCUUCCCAAACAGGACUAGAUCGCCCAGACCGAUGGAUUUGUGUCGUCUCCUUCCUGGGACUGAGUAUUUAGCCCAGAUCAGAGUCCAAUACAAGCAGAGCCCCUGGAGCGAGUGGAGCAGCAGCAAGUCUGGAGUCACCCCGGAGACAGCUCCUGUUGGACGUUUGAACACGUGGAUGAAGGUUUCCAAAAGCCAAAUGCACAAGCAGCUCGACGUACAAUUGUUCUGGAAGCCAUCAAGACGUUUCCGCGCAAACGGACAAAAUGUGUCCUACGUGGUCUCGCUCCAGAAACGGCUUGGUGAAAGGUGGAAAGUUUGCUCCACAGGCAUGAAUCACUGUACUUUCAAGCUUUCUGCAAGAGUAAAGACAGUAUAUCUGACAGCUGUGAACAGAGCAGGAGCAUCUUCCCCUACUGAAGUGUGGAUUUACCAAACUAAAGCUCAGACGGCGGUGUUGGAUGUCACAGCUGUUCCUCAUGAUGGAUCAUUCUUGGUCCAGUGGACAACCGCGGCCCCAUCAGACCUCACUGGUUACGUGGUAGAAUGGAGGCCUUUGUUAAAAUCAGACCUCUCACACAUCCUGUUUGAAAUUGUGGACAAAAACCAGUCCAGUCUUUCCCUUUAUGGCAGCUUUGAGCCCUACAAGCCCUACGGGAUCUCCGUAUAUCCCAGAUUUAAGGAUGGGAUCGGGCCUCCGCAAACUGUUGAUGCCUUCUUGCAACAAAAGGCUCCAGAUGUGGCUCCUAAAAUGCAAAUUAAAAAGAUCUGGAAGUCAUCUUUUGAGCUUUCCUGGGAUGAGAUACCUUUAGAGCAAAGGAACGGGAUAAUCAAAGACUAUAAAGUCUUCUACUGGGAGGACAAAGGAGUAGUUAAGGCUGUGACUGUAGAGCCAAAAGAGAGAACAGUGAUCCUGAGAGACCUGAACACCGGGACUCUGUGUGAAGCAUUCAUGAUGGUCAGCACGUUUGGCGGGAGCCUGAAUGGGUCAACGAUUCAUUUUGAAGUCGAGCCCUUUGACGUGGUCGCUGUUGCAAUGACUGUAAUUGCUUCAGGUGUUGGAUUGAUGAUUUUUAUAAUAAUUACCGUCCUGACUUGUUUAAUCAAACACAAAAGGUUGAAGGGGCACUUUUGUCCCGCUGUUCCUGAUCCAGCCAACAGCAGCGUGAAACGAUGGACAUUAGAAUCAAAUCAGUACAUCCGUUCUUCCUGGGAAAGUGAGGAGCCAAAUCCAGUAUAUCUGUCGCACCUUAGCUUCCUGGAGUCGACCGCAAUUCUGAACAAAGAAGAUGACGUUUGGUUAAACAGCACUGAUGACACCAGUGAUCUUGGAGAGUCCAUUUGUGGUUCGCCGUUUACUCCUGGAUGUUCUGGUUCUAACAGCGACUCUGUUCCUUAUGCCACUGUCUUCUUCUCCGGCCCGCCACUCAAACAGCCUCAUGUCUAUCUGCGCUCACAAUCCACGCAGCCCCUCUUAGAAACAGAAGAGUCUUUCAGUCCCAAAUGCUACCAGAACGUGACGAGGGAUGAGAUGUCAAGGGAGCAGUGUUUUUUCAGUCCAUGUGAUGGUUGUUCACCUGAACGAGAGAAAGAGUCCACCAUUGUUUGGGAUGACUUUCCUUUUCUCCAGGCAUUAGCAAUGAAUGAUGCAGAAAAUGACUGAAAGUGUGCUGCUGACUGCGAGAAUAAAUUGAUUUGUUGUUAAUUAGCUUGUACAUUUUAGAUUUAUUUUUCAAAUCUGUUAAAUAUUUCUUGAUUUUGAUGGCUACAUAUAGCAUGUACAUGCUUCUUGAGAAAAUAAAAUGUUUUUACAUUGCUUUGUAUGAAAA